AGCCUUUCACACUGUGUCAGAGCCUGUGCGUGUGAGAGAGAGAAGUAGAAUGGAGAAGUCCGGGAAAAAAAUUGCUGAUCUUGUAGAUAAGGCAGAAGCGGAAGCCAGUACAAUGCGUCGUGAUGAACUGCUGUUUUCUUACAAUGGAACUCCCUACCCUGUCACUGUUUGUAGUCCUGAAACAUUCAGAGCUUUGGAGUCCUUUGAAGCCAGAAGUGAUGAUAUCAUUUUGGCAGCAUACCCUAAAUCUGGCACAAACUGGCUCAGUCAAAUCUUAACUGACCUGGUAACCGUAUCUCAAAAGAAAACACAGGAUAGAGAAAGCAGUGCGAAUGAUGAAGAACUAGAAGAAUUCCCCUACCUUGAAGUUGGAGAUGCCGAGAAAUAUGAGCGAAUGACCAAAUUGCCUUCUCCAAGAGUUAUUGUUACUCAUCUCCGUCCUGAAAACCUUCCCAAGUCUAUCUUCAAAAAUAAAGUCAAGAUAUUGUUAUUGAUUCGUAACCCAAAGGAUGUAGCUACAUCUUAUUACCAUUUUUCCAAUGGCCUGGCUAGUUUUCCUUCCUAUGAGACCUGGGAUGAUUUCUUCACAGAUUUCAUGUCAAAGAGAAUGGUCUGGGGAUGCUACUUUGAAUACCUUUCCAAAUGGAACAAAUAUGCUGAUGAAGAAAAUGUUAUGACAAUAACUUAUGAAGAGCUAAAAGAGAAUCGUGUCCUGGGAGUGCAAAAGAUAGCUGCUUUCUUAGGGAUUUCACUGACUGAGGAAGAGCUUCAGCUUGUGGUAGAGAGGAGCAGCUUUCAGGCAAUGAAGAAGAACUCUCAGAAGACCCAUGGGGCGUUCGGUGACAUUUUCUUUCGCAAAGGGGAUGUAAGUGACUGGAAGAAUCUUUUCAGUGAAGAUCAGAAUGAGAAAAUGGACAAAGCAUUUGAAGAAUAUGUAGGAGGAACUAAGCUGGGAAAAAAGUUAAAGUAUGAAGUGUACUGUAAAGCCUGAAGAGAAAUAAAAUGUGGUUAGAACAAGAACUUCUCUAGGCACACUCUGAUAACCUGAAUGCUCUAUACUAGAAAAUUUAAUCAAUUAUUAAAGCAUCUUAGAAUUACUUUAAUAAAGAUAUUUCAAUGGCCUUUAUAGUGACAA
Myiozetetes cayanensis is the source of this 1135-nucleotide messenger RNA. Its product is annotated as sulfotransferase 6B1-like. Gene Ontology annotation, biological process: sulfation. The record is from RefSeq and is a predicted model, not a curated record. Lineage: Eukaryota; Metazoa; Chordata; Aves; Passeriformes; Tyrannidae. Gene Ontology annotation, cellular component: cytoplasm. The transcript has 7 exons. The coding region runs from base 50 to 991 and encodes 313 amino acids. Gene Ontology annotation, molecular function: sulfotransferase activity.